This is a messenger RNA of Schistocerca piceifrons (Central American locust), 594 nucleotides long. RefSeq names its product trypsin-1-like. Gene Ontology annotation, molecular function: serine-type endopeptidase activity. Gene Ontology annotation, biological process: proteolysis. The record is from RefSeq and is a predicted model, not a curated record. NCBI's taxonomy places the organism in Eukaryota, Metazoa, Arthropoda, Insecta, Orthoptera, Acrididae. The transcript has a single exon. Bases 1 to 594 code for a protein of 197 amino acids.
AUGUGCGGUGCCUCCAUCAUCAGCGUCAACUGGGCCCUCUCUGCAGCUCGCUGUGUCGAUGGCGUCUCCACCAGCCAAAUGCUGUUGCGUGCUGGCACCUCCACCAGGGGUAGUGGUGGUUCCACGCACAGAGUGGCCGCUGCCUACAUUCACGAAGGCUACUUUGGCAACGACUACGACAUCUGCGUCCUCCAAGUUUCUAACUCCUUCAGAUUCGGCACCAACGUGCAGCCCGUGGAUCUCGCCUCGGCGGACGCCACUGUUGGAAGCUUAGCAACAGUCACCGGCUGGGGUGCGACCUGGUACAACGGCAGCCCCUCCGACACGCUGCUGGCGGCCACCGUCAAGAUCAUAGACCGCGACACGUGCAACCGCUCGUACGGCGGCAUCACUGACCGCAUGAUCUGUGCAGGAGUGACCGGAGGUGGCUACGGCGCCUGCCAGGGAGACACCGGUGGUCCUCUGGUGUCCGGCUCCACCUAUCAGGUGGGCAUCGUCUCCUGGGGCAACGGAUGCGGCUUGGCCGACUAUCCGGGAGUAUACACCAACGUCGGCAACCUUUGGCCCUGGAUCCAGCAAGCUACUGGCAUAUAA